Molecule: messenger RNA, 3160 nt
Organism: Chrysochloris asiatica (Cape golden mole)
Lineage: Eukaryota; Metazoa; Chordata; Mammalia; Afrosoricida; Chrysochloridae
Gene: NR2E1
Product: nuclear receptor subfamily 2, group E, member 1
Exons: 9
Coding region: 696-1853 (385 amino acids)
Biological process (GO): anatomical structure development; cell differentiation; negative regulation of transcription by RNA polymerase II
Molecular function (GO): zinc ion binding; RNA polymerase II cis-regulatory region sequence-specific DNA binding; nuclear receptor activity
Source: RefSeq, a predicted model, not a curated record
GGAGAUAUUACAGGGGACCCAGCUUGCAGAGACAGGCACAAAGUCACAGGGUAAUGAACUUCGGGGACCCUUUGCCGCUGCGUGCGCGGCUCUCCCCGGAAACCAGGACCUCGCCGCCUCUUCCCUCAGAAGACUUCCCGGCCAUCUGGUUGUCCCACUCUGUGCUCUGCCUCGGGCAACGCUGAGCCCAUCGGCCUCUGAGACCCUGGUCGUGUGUUCGUUCCUUUCAAGUCCGGCCAUCUGCAGAGAUCUGCCGCACUCUGCAUGCCUAUGGAAGGGAGAGAUUAAAGACUGAGAAAUAGGAAUGGAAAGAGCCAGAGAUUUUGCCCUUUUCGCUCCGUAGGAAGAUCAUUUUCGUGUCUCCAUCUCUGUCCUUCAAUCUCCCUCUCGUGCUAUCCUCCCUUCUCCCUCAGUCGGCCUGUCUCUCCAUCCGUCUGCCCAUAUCAACAUUCCCCACAGCUGCAGUUUUGCAAGAGCCGGGAAGAAACUCAAGGAUGUUUACAUUUCCACUGUGGAACGAAUUCUGAGCGCCCGGGGAGCAGCAGCGCAGUGCGCGACCUACACCCACCUGUCCAUUCAGGGAGCCUCGCAGGCUGGAGGGCAACUGGAGAGUGGCGACGCCGGCUGGCGAGGCGGGCGCUGCCGGUCGGGACGCGGGCAGCGCCCACCAACCGCUCCGCCCCGGAACCGCCAGCAUGAGCAAGCCGGCCGGAUCAACAAGCCGCAUUUUAGAUAUCCCCUGUAAAGUGUGUGGAGACCGCAGUUCGGGAAAACACUACGGGGUCUACGCCUGCGACGGCUGUUCAGGAUUUUUCAAGCGGAGUAUCCGAAGAAAUCGAACCUACGUCUGCAAAUCUGGAAACCAGGGAGGCUGCCCUGUGGAUAAGACGCACAGAAACCAGUGCAGAGCGUGUCGGCUAAAGAAGUGUUUGGAGGUCAACAUGAACAAAGAUGCUGUGCAGCACGAGCGGGGUCCUCGGACGUCCACCAUUCGCAAGCAAGUGGCCCUCUACUUCCGCGGGCACAAGGAGGAAAACGGAGCGACCGCGCACUUCCCCUCAGCUGCGCUACCAACACCAGCCUUCUUCACUGCGGUCACACAGCUGGAACCUCACGGCCUGGAGCUGGCCGCUGUGUCCACCACCCCUGAGCGGCAGACCCUCGUGAGCCUGGCUCAGCCCACACCCAAGUACCCCCAUGAAGUGAAUGGGACCCCAAUGUAUCUCUAUGAGGUGGCCACGGAAUCUGUGUGCGAAUCAGCUGCCAGGCUUCUCUUUAUGAGUAUCAAGUGGGCCAAGAGUGUACCAGCUUUCUCCACGCUGUCUUUGCAAGAUCAGCUGAUGCUUUUGGAAGAUGCUUGGAGAGAACUGUUUGUUCUAGGAAUAGCACAAUGGGCCAUUCCGGUUGAUGCUAACACUCUACUGGCUGUAUCUGGCAUGAAUGGUGACAACACAGAUUCCCAGAAGCUGAACAAGAUCAUAUCCGAAAUACAGGCUUUACAAGAGGUGGUCGCUCGAUUUAGACAACUUCGCUUAGAUGCUACUGAGUUUGCCUGUCUAAAAUGCAUCGUCACUUUCAAAGCUGUUCCUACACACAGUGGUUCUGAACUGAGAAGUUUCCGGAAUGCUGCCGCCAUCGCAGCUCUUCAAGACGAGGCUCAGCUAACUCUCAACAGUUACAUCCACACCAGAUAUCCCACACAACCCUGUCGCUUCGGAAAACUCCUAUUGCUUCUGCCAGCUUUACGUUCUAUUAGCCCAUCAACCAUAGAAGAAGUGUUUUUCAAAAAAACCAUUGGCAACGUGCCCAUUACAAGACUGCUUUCAGAUAUGUACAAAUCCAGUGAUAUCUAAGCUCAUAAAGUACCCACUUUUCAGAAUGGGAUAGUAUCAGAUGGACUUCUACCCAUGGAGAACAAGCCUCAACUAACAAACCUUUCAGGAAGCAUAAGCCCUGGGAAUGUGUAGCUUUCAGGGGGAAAAAAUCCAAUUGAUACAAAACAAGUACAAUAAUUUUGACCUUCAGCAUCCACCAGGGCAAGGCGGCCCAGAAGGAAAGGAGCAAAGGGAUUAUCUGAGCAGAGACCUCAUGGCUGCCCUGCCCUGGGAGUGGAGUGGAGUUAGGGCUGCCACAGUCUGUGUCAUUCUGCCUCUUACCUGGAAGACUGGGCUGAGCUACCAAAAGCUGAAACACAAGUAGUGCUUUCCUUUCCUUCCUGGCAUAUGAAGUUGGGGAACCAAACACAUUGCUCUGUGUAUAAUGUCCUACAGCGGCCUUCAGAACGAUCUCUUGUUGGAGCAUUAUCUUUUUCAAUCAUUUUAACAUUUUAUCAACAGUUUCUCUUCCUUUGUAAUCAUUAAGUGGCCUUCACAACUGAGUUAAUAAGUGAAAAGUAGCUUAUGCCGUGAUUUGCUUUUGCCCUGUCUUCUUUUUUCUUUCCUUUUUCUUUCGUUCUUUCUUCCUCUUUUUAAUACCAUAGGCCAGGCAACCUUGUAAAAAGAAUUGGUGGAUGAACAUCAGAUUCUCACCAGGACUUCAAGUUGGAUAACAUCUCAAAAACAGAAGAGCUUUACUAAAAGAACCCAGUUGAGGGAGGAUAAAUAAACACAGCAAAACCAAAUAGAGAACUGAUGAGUGGUUGACUGAGGCAGAUUGCUGUCCCAUUAACAUAGUGCUGAAACCAAAGGCAAUGGGGGUCCAAACUCGUGGUUCGGAGAGUCACAUCAGACAGUGAAUGAACAUGGACAGGAUGCCAGAAGGAUUAACCUGAACAUUAACAGGUUUCUUGAUUGGUCUAUUGCUAACAAUCCGAGACUCUUCAAUGCCUUUCAGAAAACUCUGGUUUCUAGUAAAGCUUUGGUUAUGUGCACAUGCGUGUACACGCACACAUACACACACACACACUGUCCACACUAUAAGCUGCUCCUUUGGUAUGAAUCUAUACUUAUGGAAAUGUAGAAACAAACAUUUUAAAAUAGCUGCUGUACUUCUCACAUUUUGAUUUAUUAGGUACUAGCACUGAGGGGGAAAAAAAUCAGCACUUGGACUAUCAUAGUAUGAAUAAAACUUUUCUUGUACAAAGUGAAUUAACUGAUUUGUGAAGUUAAAAGGUUGUACUCAUUGUAUUUACAAAGAAUAAAAAUAUAUUGAAUUUAAAUGA